CCACUGCCCUCCCCCUCUCCUUGCACCUCGCGGCCUGCACCCCUCCCGUCCCUCCACUCUCCUUCGCAGCGACCAUGGGCGGCCUGUCGGUGAUCGCGCCCCCGGCGAGGGACACCGCCUCCCCGCAGCACCGCCGCGCGCGCCGCGCGUUCCUCGUCUCCAACUACCUCAUCCUGGGGUGCGCCUCCGGGUGCGGCUUCCUCACGCUGUCGCUCCGCCUCGUCCCCUCCGUCGACGGCUUCCUCCUCAUCCUCCUCCACGCGCUCACCGUGGCGGCCGCCGUCGCCGGCUGCGCCGUCAUCGCGGCGCCCGACCCGCCCCGGGGCCGCUGCUACACCGCCCACAUGUCCGCCACCGUCUUCGUCUCCAUCCUCCAGGGCGCCGCCGCCGUGCUCGCCUUCUCCCGCACCGCCGACUUCCUCUCCGACGGGCUCAAGUCGUACGUCCGCGAGGAGGACGGCGCCGUCAUCCUCCGCAUGGUCGGCGGCCUCGGCGUCGCAAUCUUCUGCCUCGAGUGGGUCGCGCUCGCGCUCGCCUUCGUCCUCAGGUACUACGCCUACGUCGACAGGGAGUGCGGCGGCAACCCGCUGCGCCGCAGCGCCAAGGUCGGCGGCGAGGACGGCGCGGGCACCUGGCCGUGGCCAUUCCAGGUCUGAAGCGUCGUGAAUCCGCCGCCUUCGCUUCCCGGUCGCAGGAAGAUGAACUGAGAACCGUGAGUUCUUGGGAUAGUGUCGAGUGUUGUUGUUCUACUGAUAGAACUACUAUGUGCGUGGGGAUGGGAUGAGACAUUGUUAUUCGUUCAUUGGUUGGUUUUAUGUGGUGUGCUCUGUAAUAUCAUCAUAUUGUCAUGUUGUAAUGCGACUACAUAUUAUGAACGUGAGAUUGCAGUCAAAUCAA
Molecule: messenger RNA, 897 nt
Organism: Panicum hallii
Lineage: Eukaryota; Viridiplantae; Streptophyta; Magnoliopsida; Poales; Poaceae
Exons: 1
Coding region: 75-656 (193 amino acids)
Source: RefSeq, a predicted model, not a curated record